AUGGGGAGCCGUGUUUCUCGGGAAGAUUUUGAGUGGGUCGACACGGAUGAGCCUCAUGCGCAGAGGAAACGAGAGAUCCUGGCAAAGUAUCCAGAGAUCAAAUCCUUGAUGAAACCUGACCCCAACCUGAUCUGGACCAUAUCCAUGAUGGUUCUUGCCCAGCUGGUUUCAUUCUACUUAGUUCAAGACUUGGACUGGAAGUGGGUUCUAGUUUGGUCUUAUGUCUUUGGUAGCACCAUUAACCACUCAGUGACUCUGGGGAUGCAUGAGAUUUCCCACAGUUUCCCCUUUGGCCACCACAGGGCGCUGUGGAACAGCUGGUUUGGAAUAUUUGCUAACCUCCCUUUGGGAAUUCCGAUUUCAGUUUCCUACAAAAAAUACCACAUGGACCACCAUCGGCACCUGGGAGUUGGUGGCCUUGAUGUAGGUAUUCCCACUGAUUUUGAGGCCUGGUUCUUCUGCACCACUUUCAGGAAACUUGUCUGGGUGACUUUUCAGCCUCUCUUUGUGCUUUUACGACCUCUAGUUAUCAACCAGAAACCAAUUACCUAUCUGGAAAUCAUCAAUACUGUGACCCAGAUAAUUUUUGACAUUAUAGUUUAUUAUGUUUUUGGAAUUAAAUCUUUAGUCUACAUGUUGGCAGCUGCUCUGCUUGGCCUGGGUUUUCAACCAAUUGCUGGGCAUUUUAUAGCUGACCAUUACAUGUUCUUAAAGGGACACGAAACAUACUCAUAUUAUGGGCCUCUGAAUUUCCUGACCUUCAAUGUUGGCUACCAUAAUGAACACCAUGACUUCCCCAACAUUCCAGGAAAAAACCUGCCCUUGGUGAGGAAAAUAGCAGCUGAAUACUACGAUAAACUCCCCCAGUACAACUCCUGGGUCAAAGUACUGUUUGAUUUUGUGAUGGAUGACACACUGAGUCCCUACUCACGGGUGAAGAGGCUUCAGAAAGGGAAACAGCUUUUGGAGAAACACUCUCAGAAUCAAGGCAAAUUCUGCAAAGAUUUUAAAUAG
This is a messenger RNA of Mesocricetus auratus (golden hamster), 1014 nucleotides long. RefSeq names its product sphingolipid delta(4)-desaturase DES1-like. The transcript is spliced from 3 exons. The coding region runs from base 1 to 1014 and encodes 337 amino acids. Gene Ontology annotation, biological process: ceramide biosynthetic process. Lineage: Eukaryota; Metazoa; Chordata; Mammalia; Rodentia; Cricetidae. Gene Ontology annotation, cellular component: membrane. Gene Ontology annotation, molecular function: sphingolipid delta-4 desaturase activity. The record is from RefSeq and is a predicted model, not a curated record.